AGCGUGGCCUCCGACCGUUGCGGACCUGCUCACAAUCGCUUUGUAGAGAAAGGAUCGACCCGAGUGCUUCUUGCGACAUCCGCGUCAGACAAAAUAAUCAUGAGAAUACUACCCCUAAUCGUGUUCGCAGCUUGCCUCCUGUGCCAAGCGACCGCGCGGCCACAGGACGAUACCGAACCGCGCGGCAACCGCGGACUGUUAAAGAGAGGGCUGGUAGGCAAGGCGAAGACUACCACUACCACGCCAGCACCACAGGAAGAAGAAGAAUAUGAAGAAGAAGCAGAAUACCAAGAAGGUGAACCGCAGGAACCAUCCACAGAGGCACCUCCAUCUUCUACGGAGGGUAAAAAGUUAGUCGGAAACGGUGUACGACCUUUCAGAAGCAACACAGAUUUGUUAGAAGCUUUAAAGAGACGCCGAGCGCAAGCGGCGGAAGCGAAAAACCAAGGCAACUCAGCUCCAUCGGUGCCACAGCAGGCUUCCGACGGUCAAACAGAAACUCCGGUGAAAGCUAGUUAUAGCAAAAAGCGUUUCAACACAGCAACGCGGGAAACAAAGAGUGAAGACGCCCCAGCGCCAUCAAAGCCCAGUAGAGGGCGCUUCGGAAGACCAUCCUCGAAGUCAUUUCAAGAACCUGAACCGGAAGAACAGAAUGACACCACUCCCCCCGCAAGGACCGGAAGGACAUUCAGAAGGGGAGGCAAUUAGAUUUCAUAUACACCCCCCUCCCCCUAUCCCAUAUUCCGUCCGCCCCACCCUCCUCAAUAGUGAUAUGCCAUCAGAUAUUCUGGAACUCGUCAAAUCCGGUUCUAUAAACAAAAUAUAUCUUCUAUUUGUAAAUUAUGUAUAAGUAAUUGUAAUAAAUAAUUUUUAACUUUUA
Molecule: messenger RNA, 880 nt
Organism: Melitaea cinxia (Glanville fritillary)
Lineage: Eukaryota; Metazoa; Arthropoda; Insecta; Lepidoptera; Nymphalidae
Exons: 6
Coding region: 100-708 (202 amino acids)
Source: RefSeq, a predicted model, not a curated record